GCGGGGCCGCCGGGGGCGGGGCGGGCGCUCGGCGCGGCCCCGGCGAGCGGCUCGGGAGCUGCGGCGGCGGCGGCUGCGCAGGGCGCUCGGUACGGCCUCGGUGGAGGCGGACGGGUACCUGCUGCCGCCCGAGCCCGCAGCGGGCAGGGGCGCCGCUCUUUGUCCGGGGCUGAGCGGGCCAGCCCGGCCCCGGCGGCGCCCGGACCACCGCAGCCCAGCGACCGGCGGCUCUCGGGGCGUCGCCUGGCUCCGGCGGCCUGGGCACCGCGGGGAGCGUGAAUGAGAGUUUGCUCCGAUUUACGAGCAGGGGACUCCAACCGUCAUGUUAAGGUAAAGCAGAAAAGUGCAGUGCUGAACAUGCUAAAGAAGUUGGACAAAAUAAGGUUCAGAGGUCACAAGAGAGAUGAGUUCCUUGAUUUAGCAGAGUCUCCAAAUGCUUCAGACACUGAAUGUGGAGAUGAAAUCCCAGUGAAAAUACCUCGAACGUCAACUCGAGACAAUGAAGAGCUGAGAGACCCUGCUGGUCCAGGGACCAUCAUCAUGGCUUCAGGAGUGCAGGAUUUUAACAGAACGGAAUCUGACAGACUGAAUGAGAUCAAAGGUCACCUGGAAAUAGCCUUACUGGAAAAGCACUUUUUACAGGAGGAGCUCAGGAAGCUGAGAGAAGAAACAAAUGCUGAAACGUUAAGGCAGGAGCUAGAAAAGGAACGGCAGAGGAGAUUAGAACUAGAACAAAGAGUCAAUGAAGUACUUAAAGCAAGGACAGAAGAGGCGCCUGCAGCUCAGCAACCUGCCAAGCCACAGACACAAGCCAAUGGAACAGAUAAGCGUAGUCACACAGUCAGUUCGAGGCUCCAGAAGUGGUUUUGUGACAAAUUUGGGGAGUAUGUUGAGGACUUCAGAUUUCAACCAGAAGAGAAUACAGUGGAAACAGAAGAGCCACUCAGUGCUAGAAGGUUGACUGAAAAUAUGAGAAGAUUAAAGAGAGGUGCCAAACCUGUUACUAAUUUUGUGAAGAAUCUUUCUGCCUUAUCAGACUGGUAUUCUAUCUACACUUCUGCUAUUGCCUUUAUUAUUUACAUGAAUGCUGUAUGGCAUGGCUGGGCCAUUCCUAUGUUCUUAUUUUUAGCAAUUUUGAGGUUGUCCCUAAAUUACCUCAUAGCCAGGGGUUGGAGAAUACAGUGGAGCAUUGUGCCUGAAGUUUCUGAACCCAUGGAACCCCCAAAAGAAGACCUGACCGUGUCUGAGAAAUUUCAGCUUGUUCUAGACGUGGCUCAGAAGGCGCAGAACCUUUUUGGCAAGAUGGCAGACAUACUGGAAAAAAUUAAAAACUUGUUCAUGUGGGUCCAGCCAGAAAUAACACAGAAGCUCUACAUUACUCUAUGGGCAGCAUUUAUUGCAUCCUGCUUUUUGCCCUACAGGAUUAUUGGGCUUGCAAUGGGACUCUAUGCUGGAAUCAAGUUUUUCCUUAUUGAUUUUAUCUUCAAACGAUGCCCCAGACUAAGAGCUAAGUAUGAUACUCCUUAUAUCAUCUGGACAAGUCUCCCAACAGAUCCUCAGCUCAAAGAAAGAUCUAAUGCUACAGUGUCGAGACGGGCAUCAUUGUAUUACAGUUACCCUAAAAGCUGGAUGCUUCAGACAGCAGCAUCCAGAAGUUACGUGGGCUCGAGUGCCCCGACGGGCAUAAGCAAAGAUGAAGACACAAGUCGUUUUCAUACCACCAAGAGGGGGAAUUUCCAUGAAGUUUUUAACCUGUCAGAAAAUGAGCGUCCUUUGGCAGUGUGUGAAAAUGGCUGGCGCUGUUGCUUGAUUAACAGAGAUAGGAAGAUGCCUACGGACUACAUCAGGAAUGGAGUUCUUUAUGUCACAGAAAAUUACUUGUGCUUUGAAAGCUCCAAAUCUGGCUCAUCUAAAAGAAAUAAAGUUAUAAAGCUCACGGAUAUAACAGAUAUUCAGAAGUAUAAAGUGCUCUCUGUUCUCCCGGGAUCAGGGAUGGGUAUUGCUGUGUCAACACCAUCUACACAAAAACCUUUGGUGUUUGGUGCCAUGGUACACAGAGAUGAAGCUUUCGAGACGAUUUUCAACCAAUAUGUGAAAAUAACCUCUGCAUCAUCAAGCAGUGAGAGCUAGUAUCUUAUCUUAGAAGACCUAAAGGAAAAUUUCUUAUUUUACGACUUGGUAGUGAAAAAAAAUGAACAUCCUCAUCUAUUUUGCAAUAAUUUUUCUUGUCUGGUGGUUUAUAUUCUAUCUGUUACAUAAAUCAAGUGUAUUUUAUAUAUGCCUUCAUGUUUGUUUUUAAGGUUUUUGUAAAAAAAGACAAAACAAAAAACAAAAUGAAACAAAAGAGUGAAAGUGCUAUCAUCACUAUUAGCCUUGCACAUUAAGCACUUUUAAUGUUUAUUUACUGACAUUAAAAGCUGAGAAGAUACUUGGAGAACUUGACUGAGUAAACAAAGUGAAACAGAUUGGUCCCUUUAAGUGCACUGAUAUCACUAGGGGUACGUUUGUCCCUUUAUCUUAGUUAUUUUUCCCUGAGAUGUGAGAAUGAUGACUGCAGCAGCAUGAAGUCUCUUUCUUCAGCUCAGAGUUUUAAUUGGGUUCUUCAUUAAAACUGAUAGCAACACUGCAACAACACCAAGGAAGUAUUAUCAUCUUAGUCUUUCCAUAUUUAUAACUGCACUUCAAAUAACUCCUCCUUGCUAAUUCUUGCAUUGCAGAAGGAUAUUUUACUGGCUUGGUUAGGUUUGAUUUUUCCUGCGUAGACACUUAAAUUGCUUGUACAGUGAACUGGAGGAGAAAGUUUGUAACUAUAUCUUCCUUUCUUAAUUAACCAAAGUAAGAGGAAGGAAGGCAGGCAGAUACUUUUUAUAAAAGAGGGCACCAAAAUGUUGUUCCUAAAAUGUUAGGCGUCGUAUAUUUGUAUUUCUGUAGAUACUUGUCAUAGAAGGGCUCAACUAUGGUACAUGUUGUAUGUACAAGGUGUUUGUAUGUUGAUGCAUAAAAGACUUGCAGAUUUUUUGUGUUGGGGGAGGUGGGAAUAAUUAACCUAAACUGAGACAUGACUCGUUUUUUAAUUUGGCUUUUCUCUUGAGUUACCUUGUAAUUAAAUAACACUGUAAUACAGCAGGUGAAAGCACUAGUUCCUUUUCGAAGUGUAAUUUGGGGGGCGUUGGUAUGUUGCUGCCUUUCCUGUUGCAAAAUUAAAAUUUAGUAACAAUUAAACCCAACUGCCAGGUAAAACAGGAAGGCUGUGCUCCUUCUCUAAACUCUCUCAGGCCUUUCUAGCCUCAAAGCACAUAUUGACCUUUGUCUUUAAUAUUAGAGAGCUUUUAUAUUCUAUAUAAUAGCACCCAUCUGAGAGGUUUAGAAUUUUAUUUGCAUUUUCAUGAAAGCACAGUAGGAGUUAUGCCAAGCCUUCCAGUAUGUCUUUUCCUUUGCUGUGUCUUUUGAGUUGACCAGUAUGGAUAUCUCCAGAUACUAUAUAAAUGUCCCCAGAAAAAGCAAUGGAGAUGCAAAUUCUUAUUUUAAAAUGGAACUUAAAUUCAUGGAUUAUUUAAAAAACAAACCAAAACAAGAAUUUUCUUUCUUUAUAGGAAAAGGGGUAAAAUGAAGGAGGGUGAGAGGACACAAGCACUAAAGUGUAUUUUACUCUUAACACGGGUUUUAAUUAAGUCUCUCAACAAAUGCAGCAGUGAUGGAGAAGGUGGCAGUCAAACUGUACAAACCUUAUUUCAGUCUGGCCAUGAAGAGGUAUGGUAUGAAGAAUGUAAUAUGAACUUGAUAUGAAGAAAUGUUGUUGAAUACUGUGAAUUUGGUUGGGUAUUAUAAAGUGAAACCCUGACAGGGUAAAACUCUGUGCCCUGGGUGGAGUUGUGAACAAGAAUGGGGGAGAAUCCACCGUAAUGGCUAAAAUGCUUUUGUUUUUUUGGAGUUCUCUCUUUAGAGUAGCGCUUGAACGUGUCUCUACAUGACCCGAAAAAGGGGUGCACUUCUAACACCUCCUUAGGUACAGUGUAAAUCAGGGCCUGACAACUGAAAAUAUAAGUGAAGCUUGUGGGAAACCCAGUUUACCACCACCUAGUAUGGGUGUAGCUGACAGUUUGUGGUUUCUUUUCUUUACACUCGUAGGUUUUAUGUUUAAGUAAAAAUCCUUCAUCUUAAAUUUUUCUCAUCAAACCUACUUUAAAUUCUAUUAAUCUCCUUUUGUAAUUGCUGUGUAUUAUCAUUUAGCUUUCCUUUUUAGAAGCUUCCUUUAAUAGAAAGUGGCUAACAAAUAGGCAUUAAAAUCGCUUAAUGUUAUAUAAAUCUUAAUCAGAUUCAUUUUGUCUUAAGAAAAAAAUCUUUUGGGUGUGUUUAAGGUUAUCCCUUUUUUUUUUUUUUUUAAGAAACAAAAAACUAUAUUUUUUACAGAGAGCAUGUUCUUUUUCUUAUUUUUGUAUCAUUUUUCAAGUGUAAUUUAUACCUUCACUCUGAUCAUAACAGCAGAUUUAGCAGGAAACCAGUUGAUUUGCACUUAUAUCUCCCCUGUCCCACCCUCCACUGUUUGAGCCCAGUCUACAAGGUUGUCCAAGGUUCUGCUUCCUGGAGGAGCUACAGGUCCUGUGCUGAUGGUGCUGGGACAAUUAACCGUACCUGGGCUUCUGAGAGGGAGGAAAGAAAUUGUUAUUCUUUAACUAGACUGAAAUGCCUCAUGUGUACAACGUGCACUUAAUUUUCUUUUUCCUGGACAAAGAAAUUAGAAACUUCUUAUAAAAUCUAACGUGCUGACAUUUGAAAUGAAUCCACAGCGUGAAGGUAAAAAUGAGCAAUUCUUAAAACGGUAAUCCUAGUGCAAACUGCAAUGCAACGUUGUUUCAUUCUAAUAUAUAGAAAACAGAUUGGAUUUUCUUUUUUUUUUUUUUAAUAGAGUUGUAAUAUAACUGACAAACAACUGUGUACAUAUGUUGCAAAGUUCACUUUACAUUUGGUUGUCCAGGUUCCUGCAGCGUAACUGCUCUGGCACACGUAGCGUUGCAGACACCGGGUUCUCCUGGUUUUCCUCCCACUGCUCCGUCGUGGCUUUGGAGGGCAGGAGGGGACGGACAGUGAGUAAAUAUCUACCUGAUAAAUUCCAAUGUUCCUACGUAGUUUUGCAGUGUGGCCUGGUGUGCUUCAGUAACAGGCUGGGUCGUACCACUUAAUGUAAAGUGCUACUUUCUAAUAGCAGAAAGUGGUGUUCUUGUCAUUCCGUCUGUCUGUUUGCUGUUUAUAUUUGCAAUUCUGAUGUCUGUGGUUCAUUGCUGGAUCAUUCACGUGUAAUUGGAUUUAACUUCUUUAGAAGUGCAUUGGUCAGUUUGAGUCCCUUUUAAAGAGAGAAAAAAAAAAGGGGGAGAUGAAAACUGACUGCUUUAAUUCGUUAUCAGUGACCAUUUAAACUCAAAAGGCAAAAAGAGCUGAAAUAUGAAAUCAUGCCUUUCUGUGCACUGUAGCUUUUGUGAGGCAAGAUUGAAUGCACAAGCUGUUUAUUGGUAGCGACAUCACACAGGAUGCCAGCAGCAAACCCUGCCCUUGUUCCUGCAGAGAGAAAAGAGAUUUUACCCAAUCGUGAAGAGAUGAAAAGAUGUACUUUUUUUGGCUACUUAAACUUGUAUUAAACACACUGGUAGUUUUUAUUGAAUUCUGUACAUUUUGGCAGAUGUUUGAUUUCUACUAAUCAUUGAAAUAUAAUGGAUGUUAAAAUUUUUAUGUCUGAAGGUUGAGUCUAUAUUUUGAAGUUGUAAAUAAUUCAUUAUCAGUGUAACUUUUGUUUGACAUGACAAAAGACUUAUACUGUAUAAAGAAUUGAAAUAAUGAAAUGAUUUGCCCUGUACAUUUUUUAAGAAAAUCUUGUUUAUUUAAAAAGUCUUGUAUAAAUUAUAAUUUUUAUUUAAAUAAACCUAAAAAUGCUUUGUGCUAA
Messenger RNA from Columba livia (rock pigeon), 5935 nucleotides. It is a transcript of the gene GRAMD4, whose product is annotated as GRAM domain containing 4. The record is from RefSeq and is a predicted model, not a curated record. Gene Ontology annotation, biological process: apoptotic process; negative regulation of toll-like receptor 9 signaling pathway. Lineage: Eukaryota; Metazoa; Chordata; Aves; Columbiformes; Columbidae. Bases 280 to 2130 code for a protein of 616 amino acids. The transcript has 20 exons.